Molecule: messenger RNA, 1264 nt
Organism: Cucurbita pepo subsp. pepo (vegetable marrow)
Lineage: Eukaryota; Viridiplantae; Streptophyta; Magnoliopsida; Cucurbitales; Cucurbitaceae
Product: putative adenylate kinase 7, mitochondrial
Biological process (GO): nucleobase-containing compound metabolic process
Molecular function (GO): ATP binding; nucleobase-containing compound kinase activity
Source: RefSeq, a predicted model, not a curated record
UUCGGAACCAUUGAAUUUCUUUGUUCUUUUCUUCUUCUCUUUUUCCCUUUUUUUCGUCUUAAACCCCAAAGCUCCGCCGCCGCCAUGUCUGUUCUCAGCCACCUCUGCACGGUGGCGCGGUCUCUGCGCCACUGCCACAAGUCUCCGAUCGCGAGAAGAGCGUAUGGAUCUGCGGCGGCGGUGGAUUACGAUUACUAUGAGGACGACGAGGAAUUCGAGAGAGUAAGUGGCGAUCGGAGCCAAGGCAGGGCGAUGGUGGACUCUCGAGGGUGGGUGCCGAGAAGAGGAGUGCAGUGGGUGGUUUUGGGAGACCCUGGCGCGAAGAAACAUGUUUAUGCUGAGAGGCUUUCGAAGCUUCUCGAGGUUCCUCAUAUUUCCAUGGGGAGCCUUGUUCGUCAGGAGCUUAAUCCUCGGUCUUCUAUCUACCAGCAGAUUGCCAGUUCAAUUAAUGAAGGAAAGCCUGUUUUGGAAGAAAUCAUCUUCAGAUUGUUGUCAAAGAGGCUAGAAGAAGGCUAUUGCAAUGGUGAAUCAGGCUUCAUUCUUGAAGGAAUUCCAAGAACAAGGAAUCAAGCUGAGAUUCUCGACCAAAUUGCAGAUAUUGAUUUGGUCAUUAAUUUCAAAACCACUGAAGAGCCUUUGAUUAGAAAGAAUCUAGGUUCUGGGAACUUCUCUGGCUUACAUGGAUAUAGCACCAUAUGCAGCUCUGGGAGUAAUCAAAAUCUUCAGCCACAGGACAAAGAGCCAAAAUGCCUUUCUGCUACCACAGAAUAUUCCUGGAAAGAAAAAACCUCUAUGGAGCAGAGGAAACCAUUGGAAGAUUACUACCGAAGACAGAGGAAACUUGUUGAUUUUCAAGUAACAGGAGGACCUGGAGAAACAUGGCAAGGGUUAUUGGAAGCAUUACAUCUACAGCAUAUUAAUGCUGUUGGUUCUACACAAAAGCUAACCACUUGAUGUGGCUCUUUUUUUUUUUUUUUACCAUUCCGGCGUAGUAGUAAAUAUGAAUGUGAGAGUGAAUUGACAUGACUUCAUGCAGGAGUUUUCCUCCGGCAAAUAUAUCAAGUGUUGAAGUUUAGUUCAGUUAAUAUUUUUAUUUAUUUUUAACCUUUGUUUUAACCAUUUUUGUUUGCUGGAUGCAAUGUAAAGCAAACCAGAUUGUGAGAUUGUGAGUUUUUGUAAUGUGUAGAAGUGAGAAAUAAGAGAGAUAUAUAACCAUGUUCUCUCUAAAUUAUCAUAGUAUAUAAAAGCGGCAUUUUUCGUGAUU